Nematostella vectensis (starlet sea anemone) is the source of this 624-nucleotide messenger RNA. RefSeq lists its product as uncharacterized. The record is from RefSeq and is a predicted model, not a curated record. The coding region runs from base 1 to 624 and encodes 207 amino acids. NCBI's taxonomy places the organism in Eukaryota, Metazoa, Cnidaria, Anthozoa, Actiniaria, Edwardsiidae. The transcript has 2 exons.
AUGGGAAAGGUGCUGGGCAAAGGCCACGCCUCACCCGUCCCCCCUGAUCAGAUACAAGCGCCCCCCGGACGCCUGUUUUACUUAUCACACUUCCCGACGUAUCACAAUACAAAGAAAACCAUCCGUGUAGUCUUCGACUCAAGCUGCGAGUUUGACGGCGUGUCCCUCAACAAAGUAAUCCUGCCGGGACCCGACCUAAUGAAUAACCUUAUCGGAGUUCUCAUGCGAUUUAGAAAAGAAGAAGUGGCAGUCAUGUGCGACGUGGAGCAAAUGUUCCACUCGUUCCACGUAAAUCCCGAACACAGGAACUUUCUCAGGUUCCUUUGGUUCGAAAACAACAACCCCGAAGCGAGGAUUAUAGAGUACCGAAUGAACUUUCACCUUUUUGGCAAUGGGCCAAGCCUCGCCGUUGCCACCUUCGGUCUUCGAGCCACAGUAAACGACGGCGAGGAGAAGUGCAGUGAAGCAGUCAGACAGUUCGUCAAUAGGAACUUCUACGUGGACGAUGGGCUCGUCUCGAAACCUGAGACUACACAAGGUGGUCUCAAAUUCAGUAGAAGUCGUCCAAUCCUUCCCCGCCGAAGACCGGGCGAAGGAUCUCAAGGACCUAGACCUGAGCCAUGA